Messenger RNA from Strongylocentrotus purpuratus (purple sea urchin), 4821 nucleotides. It is a transcript of the gene vcpip1, whose product is annotated as deubiquitinating protein VCIP135. The record is from RefSeq and is a predicted model, not a curated record. NCBI's taxonomy places the organism in Eukaryota, Metazoa, Echinodermata, Echinoidea, Camarodonta, Strongylocentrotidae. Gene Ontology annotation, biological process: endoplasmic reticulum membrane fusion; protein K48-linked deubiquitination; protein ubiquitination. Gene Ontology annotation, molecular function: cysteine-type deubiquitinase activity. The coding region runs from base 168 to 4256 and encodes 1362 amino acids. The transcript has 16 exons.
UGCAAUACACACAUAGAUAAUACGCACUUUGUCAACAUUCGGCUUGAGCUCGGGGUAUCGUCAGCUCUCAGAAGUCAGAUGCUUUUGAAUGAAAAUGCUCUUAGGGACUGCGAAUGUUUUGAAUUGAUUGAAAAUAAGGCCUAUUCAUUGGGGCUGCCUUCGGAAGGAUGUCCAAGAUGAACAAGCAAUCGGUGGAGGGUCACUGUUUCCUGUCUGGCGUAUGCCCAGACGAGCAUUGUCAGACCAAACUCUACUUUCCCUCCUACGACACCAGUGUCGAGUGCACCAACUGCGGCCAGAGGCAUCCCCGCCAGGCACUGCGCUCCGUCGCGGAAGUCACAGAUCCCGAUGUUGCUCUCCACAACAUGGUCCGUACCAUCCUCAUGGGAAACUUCGCGCCGAAGAAGACGACAGACUCAGUCAAGGUCCUCGGGUUGUCAAACUACCACUGCAAGCUCCUCAGCCCUCUGUUGACUAACUUUGGCAUGGACAAGCAAGGCAAGGCGCAACCGCUGCAAACCCUGACGCAAAGCAAUGUCUUUGAAUGCUCGAACCUAGGUGGACGUGCCUUUCUGAUCCAACCGGAGCAUAUCGACAUCAUGGGGUACGGGCGCGACCAGACCGGAAGUGCUCACUACCUACGUAACACUCUGGAGCAGAUCAAGCAGGUCAAUGGGAAUGAGGAAGUCCUAAUACCAAUACACGCAGACGGGGACGGACACUGCCUCGUUCAUGGCAUCUCGAGGGCGCUCGUCGGUCGAGAACUCUUCUGGCACGCCCUGCGGACAAGCCUCAAGAUCCACUUUGAGCGGGACUUGGACCGCUAUAAGAACCUGUUCCGGGACUUUGUGGAUAGCGACGAAUGGCCUCAGAUCAUCGCGGAGAGCGAUCCGGACUACCUUCCCGGACCCAAUGAAGCCAUGGGGCUGCAGAACAUUCAUAUCUUUGGAUUAGCUAACAUCCUACGGAGACCUAUCGUUCUUCUGGAUUCACUGAGUGGACUGGAAAGCUUUGGGGAUUAUUCAGGGGUGUUUCUGCCUGUGCUUCACACGCCUGAUGAUUGUCGGGGGAAGGAUGGCAAACUGAACAAGCCUCUCUGUGUAGCUUGGAGUAGCUCAGGCAGAAAUCACUUCAUAGCUCUUGUAGGAGUCAAAGGUCGUCCGUUGCCAAGGUUACCAAGAUGGAUGCUGUCCAAGGCCUGGGGAACGUCCCAGGAAGCAGUCAAUAGUUACAUUGAGUUUGAUGGUGACGGCAUGUGUACCGUAGGAGGGGACAGAGCACUUACAGAGAAUUAUGUUCAGCGUCUCGCUACGGCCAUGGAAGAUCUGUUCCACAACAAGCAUGGCGUUCAUCCUUCCUUGGUGUCCGAUGUCUACAACUUUAUAUACAAGAGAACAGGUAUUGUUGGUGUCCAUCAGAAAGUGAUCAUUGAGCACACCAGGGCGUCGGUCCAGGACCACCAGCUAUACCGGUGUCUGAUCUGUUCCGCCGUGUCCCAGGUUCCCUACCCCCAGGGGUACAGCGGUGCACCCCCUGGUCUCAAGGCAGGUGGGGAGCUCUACCUGGUAGCCAAUCAGGUGCAUGGGGCGCUCCAGGAAGGGCGUGCCUACGACUUCCCUGCCCAAGAUAUCCAGUGUACAUAUGAUGCUGCUUCCGAUGAGCUCAUACCAGAUCAUACCUUCAAACAAGAUGUGACAUGCCCAUGGUGUCAAGGUAAACAGCUUCGUCGAGUGAAGACUGACGGGAGCAUCGUGUACAUGAAUGGAGAUCGCACCAGUGCAGCGUCUAGUUCCACUAUGUGUAACUGCGGCCAUAAACACUUCUGGGACGGUGUGGAAUAUGACAAUUCACCCAAAAUUUUCAAGGUUCCCCUCAUCUGGAAGGGGAAGACGAUCGAAGAAGACGUUGUUUGGUUUCAGAACGAGCUUGACCCAACCCUCAACAGCAAUGCCUUCAAGAUGGCGGAAUCUCUCGUCAACCGGCAUUAUCCCGGAGAAUUUGGCAACGAGCAACUCGUUCAGAAGGUGGUUGAAACUAUACUACAGAAUACGGCCAGCAAGGAAGCAGCAUCCUUUCAGCCACCAUCGUUGACAGACAUGCCUUGUUCAAGCACAUCAGCAUCAGCAUCAACAUCACACCAUGAAGGUGCCACCCCUAUGGACAAGCCAGAAGGCAUGGAGAGUCUGCAGAGUGAGGGGAGAGAGUCUCCCCGGAAGCAACCCAGGGCAAAGUCUAAGGAGGGUUCCCCCGCGAGGAAUCCAACACUGGAUAUGCAGCCACCCUCUAAGAUCAUACUCACUGGCGGGUCUAAAUUCCUACACAAGGAGGAGCUCACAAUGAGUGAAACAGAGAAAGCACUCGGAAGGAGGAUAUCUGAGAACGCUCCUCAAAAUCAGCAACAGAAAUCCAAGGAGGAAAGAGCGCAGAAGUUGCAAACGGACAGGUCUACACAAUCGUCAUCAUCAUCAUCAUCAUCUUCAGGAGUUGGUCAGAUGAAGUUUGUUGCUAUGGAGACAGUGUCAUCAUCGUCAUCAUCAUCAAUGACAAUCGAGCCGCCUAGUAAUAUACGGAUCAAGCUGAGUUCACCUGAUGGAAAGCAUACCACCUUGGUUUUGGAUGCAUCCACUACCUAUUCUCAGCUCCAGACCCUGAUAGAAUGCAAGCUUCACAUUCCUCCGGCCAAGCAGCGAAUCAAGUAUGGCUUCCCACCCAAAGAGCUGAGAGCGCCCCCUGCUGAUGAGGACGGCACAGCCCUGCCGCUUAGGAAUGGAGACAAGGUCACCGUAGAGGUCGUGCAGGAUAGAAAUAGAGCUGAUCCCCAUUAUAUGACGGCAGGGAUAGCAUCUAACAGGCAGAAGAGGAUCAGCGAACCAGGCAUGAACCAGGGCGCACUUCUUAAGGAAUUCAAGAAAGACAUUGAUAAUAUUAAAGACAGUCAAGAGAGCAAUCUAGAGGUCCAGCUCACAUCCCACACCUUGAUGGCUGCACUGAGUGGAUUAGACCUGUGGAACUACUCCAAGGGGAAGCCUGAACUAUUCUCGAGAGGGGGAUUAUUCUACAACAUUGUGGAGAGGGACUUGGGUCUUGAAGAUAGCAAACAUUGUAUGCUGCCCUCUAUACCCAAGAAGCGGUUCCGUUUCUCCAAGCCCAACGAUCGUCUAGAGCUGUGCCUGGAACCCCUCGGUCACUUUCCUGUAUCCCCAGAUGUGGAUGACCUUGAAAAAUUGAAGGACGUUGCCCUGGGUCAGAGGUCACUGGAAAUGAGUGAAGGUGACCUUGAGGUGGAUCAUCAGGCUUCAUCCAGCGGGUAUGUUGCAUUCGCUGGGAGGGGGCACUCUCUCGGUGUGGACGAAGGGGCUAGGGCUGUACAUAAGGAAGAGGUUCAUGGCAAGUUGCCACAAUCAAAGAAAUACCAGAAAUUUGGUGGCGACUGCGAUGGAGGAGGAGAGAGUUCUGAUAGUGGUUUGGAAGCAGCGAAGGGUGCAAUACAGGGUUUUGGAACAGCUAAGGACCAAGUGCAAUAUGACGAGAGCCACAUUCCAGGUGAAUCAAAACACCCCUAUCCUGACAUGGAAGAGGAGAUGGGGAACCAGGGGCAGUGUGUGGAAAUGGAACAUUCCAAAGUCGGAGCUCACAUUGAGAGGGGUGUAGGUGACGGCAUGGAUGGAGGGACUGUUGAUGAAGUUGUUUCUGUGGAUGUGGACUGCGCUACUAAUGAGGAUAGGGGAGGAAGCAUACAGAGGGAUAUUCAAAUGGAUAUUGAGGAACAGACAGUGGAAAUAAGUAAGCCCCUCACAGAUAAGAGUCCACCCCUGCCAAUGGAAGUGGACUCUGCAGAUGAAGGCAUGGUGGUACCGGAAUCUAAUAUCAGCUUCAGCCAACCACAGGCGGCUUCUAAUGUAGGCAUAGUUGCUGAACUACGCAGGUUUAAUACAGAGCCUGUGAUUGGUGCAAUGAACCAAGAGGUAGCACCAAACAGAGUAGCCUCUGAUCCCAGUUUGCUGCUCCAACCAAACAGUCCUGGUAUCACAGCCGAGCUGCCUCCUAGCAGCUCCUCACAGGGAGCAGCAAAUGAAACAAACCCUAUGGCAGGGCAAGCUCAGUCUGAAGUCAACAGCAAUCCAUCCAACUCUGUGAUUGGCUCUGAGGGGAAAGAAACCACAGAAGUGACCAAUGAGGAGACUGCUUAUGUUUCUAGGAGACUAGGCCCUGGUUACACUGUGCUUGUAAAGAGAGAGGAAGAAGAGAGGUCAUAACAAAGAAGAGACAUGGAAAACAUAUCAUGUUCUCUAUGUCCCAUAAGAAAACCUUAUAUUGAGAGAAAACCUUAUAUAAGAGAACCUUAUAUAAGAAAACCUUAUAUAAGAAAACCUUAUAUUGAGAGAUUAACAAACGAAUGUAUUUGCAAUACUGUAUAUUAGACAAGGUUGUGAUACCGGGUAGACCAUUUUUCGUAGUGUGAUCAAAUUUAUUGCACAAUUAUUGGUUAAGUGCCUUGUUACAAAUUAUUUCAUUUACCCGUUACGACUAAUUGUAUUUCAAUGAUACAAAUAAUAGUAUUUCAAUACGGAGUGCAUACAUUAGUUUAUGUUAGGGAGGACAAACACGCCUUGUCCUACCUAAAAACACAUUAUAUAUGCAGUUUGCAUUCUGACUAUUGAAAUAAAUUAUUCUGAACAGGUGAAUUAAAUACUUGGUAUCGAGGCAUUUCACACAGACAUAUGCAUUAAAGGUACUAUGUCUCAUUUGCAGGCCCAAAAAAUGAAAAGAUUAAAUUCCAACGGCAUUUGAAAGAUGAUACUAAUUUAGAACUUUCCUAAA